AUGGGUUCAAUAGGCCAAGACCUACCAUCAGCAUCCUCACCCAACCUUGUUGUGACGGAAGCCACUGCAGAAGAGCUCAGGCGAAUCUGGAUCUCGACAUACAACAACUGGGGCCGUGCCCUCUCUCUGCCCGACUAUAUCGAGCGAGAGCGUUACAUCACCACUAUACCUGGCUCCAGCGAGGGCCGGAUGACGAGCUGGGUUCUCGUGGAAGCGGAUAAAUCACCAGAGGAGCGACAAGUGCUUUCGUCAUGCGACACAUGGCGUAAGCCUGCGGUGGCCAUCUCACCAGGUGGCAAGCACGUUGAGGACGGCAUUGCGCAUGUUAUUGGAGGGGUCUUUACAGCGCCUGAGUUCCGCAGCAAGGGAUAUGCGAGCAGGAUGAUGACCGAGGUCAGCAAGAUCCUCAAGUCGUACCAGGCCGACCAGGUCAGCCAUAGCCACGGCAAGGCGGUUCGGCAGACAAAUGGGAAAGGAGUUUCAGAAGUCAACAAGGAUGGUCAGUCCUCCGUCCUGUUCUCGGCGCUGUACUCGGACAUCGGCAAAGGCUUCUACGCCAAGCACGGGUGGCGUCCAUAUUCCAGCACCCACAUAUCGUGGACUCCAACACACUCAGAUGACGCCACACCUACCAGCAGCGACGCAAGCGAGAACCCCCACCAAGUACGGCCCCUCCAGGAGAGCGAGCUUGCAGAGCUCUGCGCCAUCGACGAGCGAUUGAUCCGGGAGCGUCUCCCCGCCGAGGCGGCGCGGACAGGCAGGCCGGCGGUGGCCAUCAUCCCCUGCCUGGACAAUGUGCAAUGGCACCUCCGGCGCGAGGAGUACGUCACAUCGCACAUGUAUGCGGACGGACGUGUCCCGUCGAUCCGUGGCGCCGUGUGGGGUCCUCCCGGCGGCCGCCUGUGGGCCUAUUGGAUGCGCGGCUACUACGGCGCCGUGGAGGACAACACCCUCAACGUGCUGCGCGUCGUCGUCGAGAACCCGGACGAUGCCCGCGUCGAGGACCUGGCCGAGGGCUUCCGGGCCAUCGUGGAGCUGGCGCGCGCCGAGGCCGGCAGGUGGGACAUGGGCGAAGUGCAGUUCUGGAACCCCGAGGGCGUGGUCAAGGAGCUCGUCCACAGGUGCGGCGUCGACUACGCCGUGGUUCACAGGCAAGAGGAGAGCAUCGCCAGCCUGAUGUGGUACGGCGAGGGUGGGGAGGAUAGGGAGGUUGAGUGGAUUGUCAAUGAGAAGAUUGCGUGGUGCUGA
Molecule: messenger RNA, 1248 nt
Organism: Pyricularia oryzae 70-15
Lineage: Eukaryota; Fungi; Ascomycota; Sordariomycetes; Magnaporthales; Pyriculariaceae
Exons: 1
Coding region: 1-1248 (415 amino acids)
Source: RefSeq, a predicted model, not a curated record